GUUGGCCUCAAUUGUUGAAUUGAAAAUUACCCUUAAUUUGAUAUGUAUUAGCUGAUGGGGUUAGCUGUGUACAAUAGCACCAUCCUAGAUAUCAGGUUUCCACAGUGUACUUAUAAGAAGUUGCUUAGUCCUGCAGUCGUGCCAUUCAACAACCCCCGAGCAGAGGUCGGCAAAUGCCCUUUGAACUUUGAGGAUUUCAAACUUGUGAAACCGGAUUUGGCGAACGGACUGAAAGAACUCUUAGAAUACGAGGGUAACGUCGAAGAUGACCUCUGCAUGACAUUUCAG
Anneissia japonica is the source of this 288-nucleotide messenger RNA. RefSeq names its product probable E3 ubiquitin-protein ligase HECTD2. NCBI's taxonomy places the organism in Eukaryota, Metazoa, Echinodermata, Crinoidea, Comatulida, Comatulidae. The transcript is spliced from 2 exons. The annotation marks the transcript as partial. Gene Ontology annotation, molecular function: ubiquitin-protein transferase activity. The record is from RefSeq and is a predicted model, not a curated record.